CCAAAGAUGCUGACCAGAAAGAUAAAACUCUGGGAUAUCAACGCUCAUAUCACAUGUCGCUUGUGCAAUGGUUACCUUAUCGAUGCCACUACUGUGACAGAGUGCUUACAUACCUUUUGCAGAAGUUGUUUGGUGAAGUAUUUGGAAGAGAAUAACACAUGUCCAACAUGCAGAAUUGUAAUCCACCAGAGCCAUCCUCUGCAGUAUAUAGGCCACGACCGAACAAUGCAAGAUAUUGUUUACAAACUGGUGCCGGGUCUUCAAGAAGCGGAAAUCCGAAAACAAAGAGAAUUCUAUCACAAGCUUGGAAUGGAAGUGCCUGGUGAUAUCAAAGGGGAAACGUGUACAGUUAAACAGAAUGUAGAAGCCGUUAGGAAUGGUGAAACAAAAGCAGAAGAUAAUUCAACUAAAGAGUCAACAGAGGAAAAACAAGAGGAUGACCAUGACUACCACAGGAGUGAUGAGCAGGUCAGUAUAUGCUUAGAAUGCAAUAGCAGUAAGUUGCGUGGACUCAAGCGAAAAUGGAUACGCUGUUCAGCCCAAGCGACAGUCUUGCAUCUAAAAAAGUUCAUAGCCAAAAAGCUCAAUUUGUCGUCGUUCAAUGAGUUGGAUAUCUUAUGCAAUGAAGAAAUUCUGGGCAAGGAUCACACGCUUAAGUUUGUUGUUGUUACAAGAUGGAGAUUUAAGAAAGCACCACUCCUCCUGCAUUACAGACCGAAAAUGGACUUGCUGUAACGGAAAUUGAGUGUCCUCUGUGGACGAAGUUUUUGCAGAGACUAUCACGGGCACCUCCAUAGUGCACCACAUUGCUCACGACAUGUGACCUGAACCAGCGGACUCAAGCCAGAAGAUUGUAGCGCUCACAGGAGAACCUCUUCAGUUACACAAACACAGUUAUCAGAGUCCUGGACAGGAGGAUAUUUCUACUUUUUCUACAAGAGAUAAUUUUUCACAACUCAAGACAGUACCAGCAUGACUUUUACAAAUCUCAAACACUUUUCAUGGAUAUUCAUGUAUUUGCUGCAAACUACAUCCCAGUUGGUUUUUUGAGAUGUGUUGAUCUUCAUAUAUAUAAAUAAAUAUAUAUCUAUAUAUCUAAUAGAUAAGAAAAAAAAGAUUGACACCAAAUUACCUUAGGUUGCUGUUUAAUUGUGAAACGGUUUUAUAAAUCAUUUACAAUUAAAGUCCACUUUCACGUUUAUUUUGUAGGUUAAAAAUAAACAGUCUGUUUUUAGGCUUAUAGCCCAGGACCGUACUCUGAGCCAAAAUAACAACACGUUAAAAGAAAGGAUAGACAGGAUUGUGAUUGUGCUAUUCCCUGAGUUCAUUGAUGGGGAGAACUUCUAGAGAUGAGAUUUUGUUUGGUAAAUGAUCAGAGAUGCCUAAUAUGCAGUGC
Molecule: messenger RNA, 1396 nt
Organism: Nanorana parkeri
Lineage: Eukaryota; Metazoa; Chordata; Amphibia; Anura; Dicroglossidae
Gene: PCGF3
Product: polycomb group ring finger 3
Exons: 8
Coding region: 7-735 (242 amino acids)
Biological process (GO): regulation of transcription by RNA polymerase II
Cellular component (GO): PRC1 complex
Source: RefSeq, a predicted model, not a curated record